AUUUUUUACAGUGUGCCGACGUGCAUAUAGCUAGCCCAUUCACAUGACUACUUUUAGUUAUUCUACUGUUACAUUGUUUUGUAUGUUUUACCAGAGCUUUUUUUUUUUUUUUAUUUUUUUUUUGCUUUGGAAUCUAUGGGGUGCUUUUGAUAACGUGAACACCACAUUUUUUUCGAGUCUCAAAUUAAGAAAUAGAUUAAUAGUUUAAAUUUUUUUUCUGUAGUCGAAUUUUAUACUGCAACUGUAAAGACCUACAGAACACGGGCGUUAUCUUAUUGCGCAUUUGUUCUGGUCUGGUAUAUUUGCUGAAAGACAGUCUAUCUCAGAAAGAGGGAGAAGAAGUAAAGGGAAGAAGAACAAUAGUAUAAAAUAGGGGGACCAACCAACUCAACUAGCAGUUAACACCCACACCUUCACUAACUUUUCCUUUGUUCCAAUUUCUACAUGUCCACUGUGGAAGAAUCACAACAACUGGUAUCACCGGAGGAGAACACGCUCACCAUGACGGCCAGUCAUCGGUAUGAGCCACGGGAGUAUUCUGGUGAGAAGGAGCCCAUUUCCGAUGAACGGCGAUCACUGGAUGAUUAUAAUGGUGAGGAGGCAGCAAUUGACGAUGAUACCAAUUCUGUAGAAACAACCAAUGAUGGUAACGACGACAAUGAUGGCGGUAAUGACAACAAUAACGGAACCAAUAGCAGCAAUGAUACGAAUGAAUCCUCGUCUGGACUCCUUUUCAAGAAGAAGAAUGUAAGAACUUCAAGAACACAAUCAUUUCAAUCUGUACUAUCAACAGCAUCACUCAAAUCUCUCAAGCAACAACAUCUUCUGAACCAACCACGAAGCAACAGUAUAAUCAGCAGCAACAGUAAUUACAAUAAUUCCAAAAAUUUCCAAUCAUUCAUUCAAGCACCGGUACUUCUGAGCAUUUCUGACCUUAAGAAUGAUGACGAUGUUCAGAUUGGCCAACAAUUGCCGUUUGAGGACAAGGGAGUCGAUGAACAAACCAGUAGAUCUCGUGAAGAAUAUGAUGAUGAAUAUGACCAAGAGGUGAUUUCUCAACAACAGAAACUCACCAUGAAUGCAUUAAAGAAAUUGAGUCUUUCGCCCAUUCCAAUUUAUAAUGGAGAGGAAGAAACUAUUGUUGAACAGAAGACAGCAUCUAGGAAGCCAUCGGUUGCCAAAAUGCCACAAUUGGAUAGAAUUGUAGAGCCUUAUCAGCCUGCUGAAGUUGAUUUAUCUUCGUUUGCUAGUUUGACUAGGCAGCCAAAGUUGGGUGAACACAAGGUACAGCAGCAGCAGCAGCAGCAGCCACAACCACAACCACAACCACAACCACAACCACAACCACAACCACAACCACAACCACAACCACAACCACAACCACAACCACAACCACAACCACAACAGCAACAGCAACAGCAACAGCAACAGCAACAGCAACAGCAACAGCAACAAGUAUCAGCUCAAGUUCCAGUGCGUCAAGAGGAUGAUGUUGGAACAACUGCAGAGGCAACAUCUGAAACUUCAACUAAAGAUGAACGAAAGACUCUUACACAGAAGGAAGCAGAAACGAAGUAUCAUAAUGAUUUACGUGAAUCGCAUCUCAAGUCGAUGAAGCCUGGGUUCCAGGUACCAUCCAAGGUUCCUGCUGCUGUCAUACCGCCCCAGAAUAUGAACAUGAGAAGAUCAUUGAGUCUGCAUAUGACCAAUUCUACAAGGCCCGGUGCUAAUGCCUCGGUGUUACCUGUUGAACAACAACAAUUACAACAGCAAUAUUUUCAACAACAACAAGUACAGCUGCAACUGCAACAACAACAACAACAACAACAGCAGCAGCCGCAAAAUCCAAAACAGCUGUCAAAACAUGUACAACAAAUCAAUGGGUUCAGGAGCCCAAUGUAUGUUCCAGCAGUGCUUAGAAUGACAAUGAAAAACCACGAAGGGGUUUCCAUUACCAAUGGAAAUAAUGGGAUACUGAGUCCACUUAGUCCAACCAACAGUUUCAACAAUCAAAGCUCGAGUAAUACACUUAAUAAUGGUUCGAUCACUACUAAGAACGGUAUGAAUGCCAAUAAUAAUAAUAAUACCAAUAAUAAUACUAAUAAUAAUUUCAUUACCAGUGGUGAUGAACAUGGUGAAGGCAAUAAUGUGCAUCAUAAUAACAAUUCAUUCAAUAAAGGAACCGAAACACUUUCGCCUCCGAACGAUUACAAUCAAUCUUCAAGAACUUCCUUGGCCUCGAUUGAAUCUACUGAAUCAUUGAACUCUGUGUCGGGAAGAAAGGGAUACCCAUACGAUGACCUCUCAAGACUGGCACCUACACGUAGACACUGGUUGAAAGAUGAAACAGUCAUGAAGUGUGGAGUGCGUACUUGCACCAAGAUCUUUAACUUCUUUGAAAGAAGACAUCAUUGUAGAAAAUGUGGAGGGAUUUUUUGUAAUGAACACACGUCACAUUAUCUUUAUAUCAACCAUUUGGCGCAAUUUACAACUGGUGGUAGAGGAACAUUGUCUAAGGUUUGUGAUUAUUGUAUUGAAGAAUAUAAUGAAUUCAUUAAACAUGAAUUUGGCGUAGAUAUCCACCCUACCCAUAAAGUUCCUAGGAAAUUGCAAAAAGGUCCACCCCUGCCCAAAAAGGCUGUUUCUACAAAUCACAUUUAUGGUGGAUCCAAAAUCAAUAAUCAAACUCACCAAAUUCCAAAGAAUGGAGGGGCUAUUCAACAAAUCAGGAAAGAAGGAUCUCGUACCGAUCAAUUGGUGGGAAGUGUUCCUGCCAAUUGGAGUUGGAGUUCUUUCUAAAUUAUAUUAAUUUGAGCUCUACUUUCCCAUUAUAUAUUACU
Messenger RNA from [Candida] anglica, 2840 nucleotides. The record is from the annotation of a GenBank genome assembly. NCBI's taxonomy places the organism in Eukaryota, Fungi, Ascomycota, Pichiomycetes, Serinales, Debaryomycetaceae.